Messenger RNA from Lingula anatina, 4906 nucleotides. RefSeq lists its product as uncharacterized. Lineage: Eukaryota; Metazoa; Brachiopoda; Lingulata; Lingulida; Lingulidae. The record is from RefSeq and is a predicted model, not a curated record.
GUAGUUUCUGAAAUCCAGGUAGUGUUUUACCUACCUAAGUCGCCUGUAUGUUCCAAGGUCAGAUACCCUGUAUACAGAUUGCUACAGAUUAGGAGUACCAGUUGUAUGCAUUAGAAGCACAAGACAGGAUGAUAUUGAACACUGGAUUUCCUUUGUCUAGUUUCCUACAAGGACUUAAAACUGACAAUUGAGCAAUAUGGAGUCAGAGGAAGUGGAGGCUGCUGAGAAAGAGCCUCUGAAGUUUGCCAUAGACUUAGAUGCAGCAGAGCCACAGUUCAGAGAAGUCCUUGGAAAAAUUAAAGAAGUUGCAGAGAAACUUUUGUACCACUGGAAGUCUUUUCCAAUUAUUUUACCAGGAACAUUCACUGAAUCCAGCAGAAAUGUUAUUGAACUCAAAGACCUGUUCAUUGCUCCAACGUUUGAUGAGUUGGAUGAAGUGGCCAUGGAUGAGAGUGGAGAGGCAAAGAAACUCAAUGAGAAACAGUUGCAGGACGUCUGGCAUUAUGGAGAGUUUGAGGUUGACAGUAUCCAUUUCCCUGGACAAGUCCACAGAUGGCGCUUGACACAACUGCUGCAGAAGGGAUCUCAGAGAGCAAGGGAGUCACUGCUGAAUGAUACAGCCCUGGCCCUGAGACUGCUGAUCAUCACAGCUAAGAACAGAUUCCACUCCCAGUUCUUCAGUCUCACACAGUCAGCACAUGCAUGGUUUAAAGGAAUAUGGAAGUUACUGGACAUCUUCAUUGGUAUGCCCUCCAAUACCUCUGGAAACCUGGGAGGAAAGAUCAGAGAAGAAAGGAUGAAGCACCUGGUGGCAGAGCUGGCUGUCAAGCCCAUCAGUGUGGAGGAGUGGAUAGCUUUUUGUGAGUUUGUAAAGGAAAAAUGUGACCAGAUAGGAAUUGAGAAAUUCAAGACCACAGACCUGAAGCCCCCCUCAGUGCCAUGCCUCUACCAGACCCCAAAUGGACAGGACCUGGAUCUCAGGCUGUUCAACAGAGACCUUAUGAACAAGUGCAUGCCUUUGUUAAGUUCUAUACUGGAGCAGGAGGCUAAGGGAUGGUAUGUCCAGUACAGAGACAGACUCAUGAAUGAACUCAAAGAACAAGAAUUGUCAAGAGAGGAGAUCAGCAAACAGCUGAAUGAAGCUGUCAUGGAGGAAUACUUGCGCAGAGUCUAUAGUGCCAUUUUAGCCAAUCAGGAACUGGAAAGAUUGCAGCGUGGCAUUGGCCAGUUACUGGUGAAUCAAGCCAAGGCCAUUCUGGUGAUGACCAGGGCAGUAGACCGUGUGGAGGAGAAGAUGAACCAACACAGGGCACAGUUAAAAAAACAUCUAGAAACUGCAUAUCCAGUAAAAUCCAGAAUUCCUGCCUGGGUUAAUGAACAGUUGCACAAUUUUGAGGUGGACUUCACAGCCCAGCACUUGCUGUCUGCCCAUGAGGAAGCAAUCCAGAUGUGUAGAGAAAAGAACCUCACACAAGCAUUGUACUUCUUACAGAGGGACUUCAACUUUAUCAAAGAUAGAGAAACAGUCCUAAGGAAGGAACUGAGCAAGGUGAAGUACCCAACCAGGGAGUUCCAUUUCUCCACCAGAAUAUGGUUGCCUCAGAACUGGAUAGUAAAGCAGCACUUGUAUGGAGAGUCUGAAGUUAUUCCUACAGUGAUUACUGAUGUGGUGGCAACUAAUAUACAACCUGCAACUGGUGCUGAUGUGCCCUCCUACUCUCUGGAACAGUACACACGCAGAAAGACAACAACUAGGAUCCCAUUCUGGAGAUGGUGGAACUACCUGAAUAGAACUUGGGCCUGGAUGUGGAAUGCAAUGUUUGUCUGCUCUGUGGCCAUUCCAUGGUACAGUCCUCUAAGCCUGCGUGCCUUGUUUGUACUCUCACCAUUUUAUGCCAACCUGGAACUAAACAGAAGCAAUGGUACUAUAGGUCCUGCUGAGUCAUCCAUGACACAGACCUUGGCCUCCAGACUGGGGAGCUUGUGGCAACAUGUUGCUAAGUCACGGAGACAGUUUGAGGCAGAGCCAGACAGAGGAUUCUUAGGCAAAAGUUUCACACGUCAUUUGAAUCGGUUCUGGAACUAUGUACUUAAAGGUGCCAUAGGAACAUUUGGUCUCUGUCUCUUCUUCCCUCCUCUGUGCCUUAUAGUGUCUUUGCUGUCAUUUGUGGCUGGGGUAACUACACCACUAUGGAUGCCUGUGGGGACCUUGAUGGUACACAUUGCCUCCUUUCUGUUCUUUGACUUCGACAGACCUGACACAGAACACAAUGCAGUCAUGAUCCUAAUGGAGGCUCUGAUUUGGAGGAUACUCAUCCUAGGAUGUUUGCAACCUGUUGCAGCAUUCUUCUCUGGAACAAUUCUGUUUCCACUUGGAGCCUUUUUCAUUAUGCUAGGUGGUUUGGUGCGCCGUGGAGGCCGUGGGGUUUGGGACACCUUGAUGUACCAUCUGGUGAUCAAAAAGAGAGGGAGAGUACCAGCACAUGAUGGCUUUGUGGCCAAGAGAACAGCUGGGCCAGGACUGGCAUCGAAUUAUUUUUUCCAAAUUAGACCAGAGCAGGCCCUGGCAGCCUUGGAGUCAGAGAUGGAAAGACAUGAAUUAGAAGCAUGGCAGGAAAACAUUCUGAAAACAAUAGAAAAGCCACUGGAUGAAUACAGGGCUUUCACCAGCAAAGUGUUCCAGCCGUUCAGUGCAGGUUUGGUACGAGAAGGAGCCUUUAAAACACUGUCUUCAGAAGUGGAGGACUUGAAAAGACAACUGUCUCAGAAGGUUGAAGAAAGGAAAAAGAUACUUAGAACUGGCUUGACAUCAGAUUUACAGCAGAGGAUUAAACUUACUGAUAGAGAUUUAAAGUUGACACUUUCUCAAGCAGCUAAGCUAGUGGAGAAUUUUUACCCCAGUCAUGUGAUUAAUAAACUCCGCCAGCCAGAGGACUGGUUCUGGGAGAAGAGGCAGCUAGUUCCUGGAGACUUUAUAGGACUUGCCUGUUUACUUCUGAAAGAAAUAUUCUCUCCUGAGUUUCUUGUGGCUCUAGAAGAAACAGAUAAUAUCUUCAAGCUUAAGAUAGCACAUCUGAACUUGGCACGCUAUGCGUCGAUGCUGGGAACAGCAGAAAUAAGGGAUGAUUUGGAGGUGGUAAUUCCUGUACAUUUACCCAAAGGGGAGAUUAAUGUGGAAGCACCUACUUUAGACAUAGUUACCUUUGACCCCAAUGCAUAUGGAGAAAAUUACAGUACCUUUGUGGACAAUAGGCGCUGGAGAAGGAAGCCAUGGAAGAGAGCCCCUGUUGCCCAUGGCAGUGGACAGAAACUGGAGAUUCCUCUCCCUGUACCACACCCAGCCAAUAUUGCCAUUAUGAUAUACAACAGACAAAACGACCAAGCGCCCAUCGACCAACAUGACUCUCUGUGUUUACGCAUUCUGAAAGCAGCAGAAAAAGUCCCAUAUGUUGGCUCUUUACCCACUCAACGCACCGAAAUACCUUAUGAUCCAGAACCAAGCACCCCAGACCACACCACAACAUCAGACAUCGAACCUACACCAAGACACAUAGCCCAGGCUGAAAGGGCCUUCUCUGAUAUCAGUGUCCAUAUAGCCACACCUGAUAGCUACCCGGCCAGUGCAAUGGAAAGUAGUGUUAAUACAAGUAUUAUGGAAAGCAGUAUGGAAACGGAAGCUGAGAAUAGAGACUUGCGUGCAGGAGGAGAGGAAGGAAAGGUGAUGUAUUCUGAGGAUGAAACUGACACUAGUUGUGUUGAGGCUGAAGGUAGUGUUGUGGCAGCAGACGAGAGUUGUGUGGUUACUUUAGAACACACAGUUUGACAUACAAAUAGGGGGCAGCACUGACUGAAUAGACAUUUAUUAAAUGUAUUAAAUGUCUGAUGCAUAUAUGGGGUGGGAACAACUGUUACAAAUGUUAAAAACCAGUGUUCGGGACAUAGGAAAUUAAAUUAUAUAACUUAACAUUUUUAAUGGUUUUAUGUAUCUACUGUAAUGUAUGCAUUCUAUAUGAUAAGGAACUUUUACUAGUAUGUACAUACCCUUGCCUUAUUUUAUUUCUUUUCUUGCUUCUAUCAGUGUAAAAAGUUUAAAAACUAGUCAGGGUUGUUGUUUUUUUAAUGUGAUAAUAGACAGGUUAGCUGCUGGGUUAAACUUGUCUGCAGCUAUGCUUACUUGGUUAACAGGGCUUAAUAUUUGAAGAAAGCAAGAUCCCACCAAAAAACUUAAGAUUAAAAGCCAGUCAUUUAUGAAGGUACACAAGCAUUUCCUUUGAAGCACAAAAAUACCAAAGAAUCAAAACCUAUCACAGAAUUGUAUGUCCAUAGUGGUGCUGUAUUGUAUUCUUUUUAUACACUUCUAGUAAAUUAAACAUGCAUAACUUUACAUAUACCUGGUACCCAUGUUUUUCACAAAGAGGUCCUCAUUGGAUUUUAAAUUUACUUUUUCUUCUAAGUAAAUUGAUGUGAAAGGAAAAAUGCACCAAUUUUAAUUGCUUCAAAACUUCUCAUCAGUUUUAAUUGUAUGUUUUCUAGUGUUUUUUUUAUUCGAAUAAUAUAGUAUGGCAAUUGGGGAGUUUUUAACUAGUUUUUAUUAUCAAUAUGCCUUUGUAUACUUGGUGAAAGUAGGCAGUUGUGAUGUAUUUUCAAGAUUCAGUAACAUAUUCAUUGUGAAAGUCAUUGAAGUAUAACUACCACAAACAUUGAUCAGAAAUGAAGUAUCGUAUGAGCAUAUCAGUAGACAAAUUUUUAUUAUGUGCAUCAAUUCUUUUUUGAACCACAUGUAACAAGUCAAACUUGUUCUAAUUGUCUAUCUGGUAAAAAAAGACAUUUUGUUUAUGGUAUAUACAGAUGGGUAACAAAGAUAGUAGAUAAACUAGUUAUUUUUAAUGAAGUGAUUACAUUUCAC